This is a messenger RNA of Macrosiphum euphorbiae (potato aphid), 1338 nucleotides long. The record is from the annotation of a GenBank genome assembly. NCBI's taxonomy places the organism in Eukaryota, Metazoa, Arthropoda, Insecta, Hemiptera, Aphididae.
AUGGCGCCGACUACUAGGAGAAGUAAUGGGGUGGCACGUAGGCCAACGGCUCGUCAACCCAUACCCAAAAAUGUGUUGGUAGAGCUGAGCACCAGUCAUAAUAAAGCCUGCAUGUUUUGUGGACAGAAAGAAAUAAGCGAAAAGUUGUAUGGCCUUCUAUAUCAACUCAAUGAUGUUAUUUGCCAUUAUUUUUGUAUUUUAUUAUCGUCGAGGGCCAGUCAAAAUGGUACAGACAGGGAGGGGAUUUGGGGAUUUUUACUAAAAGAUAUAAAAUCCGAACUAACCAGAGGAUCUAAAGAAACUUGUGUUUAUUGCAAGAAAAAGGGCGCAACUAUAUCAUGUUGCGGAGUAAAAUGUCGUAAAGUGUUUCAUCUUCCUUGUGGAAUCAAAAAUGGAUCUAUGCAUCAAUAUUUUCAAUCAUUUAAGUCGUUUUGUCAACAGCAUCGUAUUACCCAAGCUAUAGAUUUAAAAGAGUUACAGACUUCUGCUUCUGUACAAUGUGCUAUUUGCAAAGAUGAUGUGAUACCGUCUCCUUUACCAACUUCUAUUUGGGCACCUUGUUGCAAACGUAAUGCUUGGUUUCACCGAGGAUGUAUUCAAGAUCUAGCAUUGAGUGCAGGCUACUUUUUUAAAUGCCCAUUAUGUAAUAAUGUUGAUACUUUCAAAAGCAGGAUGCUCACCCUUGGAAUUUACAUACCAUCACGGGACGCAUCUUGGGAAACUGUACCCAACGCAUUUGCAGAACUCUUAGAAAGACACAGUGCUUGCAAUGCUCCAACCUGUCUAUGUCCUCAUCAAAAUAGGCGAACACAUCAACAUGAGUCUGGUUCCUGGGAGAUUAUACUCUGCCAUACAUGUGGUUCAAAUGGAACCCAUAGAUUGUGUAGUUCUAUAAAAUGUGAUCAACGCUGGCUUUGUACAGCUUGCACGGUUGUUGCAGAUAAUACCAAGAAAAAACGAUUAGAAUUACCUAUUCAGGGGAAUUGUAGUGCCAUUUCUGUUAUGUUUGAACAAGGGCCAAACAGAAUACCGCGAAGUCGGCCACCACCAGAUGAUACAAUACUUAUUUCUUCAGAUGACAGUAAUGAUAGCCAUGAUAGCAGUAUACAGUGUAUAGCUUAUAUUACUCCACCAGGACCACAGCCACAAAUUAUUCAAACGCCUCAAAAUCGGUUGCCAUUAGUAGCUACUUUCUCAUCAAUGGGCCCAGGUUCUACAAGAAAUCGCUUUAACCGUAGAUUUUCUAUUUCUACAAACCAGUCAAAAUCUUUGACUUAUAUCAUAUCAGAUAGUAUUGAUUUAACUAAAGACGAUGACGAUGGUGCAAAUAACACAUGA